Messenger RNA from Meloidogyne enterolobii, 342 nucleotides. Lineage: Eukaryota; Metazoa; Nematoda; Chromadorea; Rhabditida; Meloidogynidae. The record is from the annotation of a GenBank genome assembly.
AUGAGUGAUUCUUCAAGAAAUUCAAGUGGUGGACCUGCUAUGCGUCUCUCUUCUUUAACUGUUGGUCAAUUCUGGAAAGCAGUGGAGAAUUUUAGAGAAGGAUUUCAUAUUGAUUAUUUGUCAAUGUAUGGCAAACGGUGGAAGUCGUUACUUAUUUGGAAUGAAAUGUCUUCAAAGGACCCACUUCCUGUGAAUGAAUUUAUGGAAGAGUUUUUGCGUGAUGGGGCGAUUGCUUUUAAUCAGCGAAAACGUGCUUACAAGUUGCAUGAAGCUAUGCCUUUAAUUGAAAAUAGAACGGUCAAAUUAUCUGUAAGAUAUUUAGAGGUUAUUUUUGUAUAUUGA